CAGAUACCACGGUACAGGUCAGCCGCAUUGCGUAGAUGGACAUAGUGCUCUCUAGUUUUCCAAGGUUGCAUAAAUACGCUUGCUUGUCUCUGCUUUCACUUUAAGAGGACCGAGUGUCGAGUGGCGGGCUUCCGGAUCGAACAUACGAACAUCGAUUGACCUCGCAUUUGGAAAACCCAGCCUGAAGGCCCUCGCAAUGCCCGCUUCCGCUACGCCAGCUCCGACGAAAAUAGGUGUGAUCCUCUUCCCGGGCUUCCAGCUCCUUGACAUAUGCGGCCCGCUCGACGUGCUGAAUAUCCUCUCCUCCACCAAGAUACUCCACCUCAGUAUCCUGGCUAGCACGCUCAACCCCGUUUCGACAAAGCACGGCCUAUCGGGGAAUGCGGGUUCUAACUUCGGCGAGUCGAUCGUGCCAACACAUACGUUUGCGAAUGCACCAGAUGAUCUCGAGGUCUUGAUUCUUCCCGGCGGGUUUGGAGCGCGGAAGGAGGAGAAUAUUGAGGGCGUGGUCGAGUUUGUGGAGGCUUAUUAUCCGAAGUUGAGGUGGUGUCUGACGGUGUGUACGGGGAGUGCGAUACUAGCGAAGACGGGGGUGCUGGAUGGGCGGAGGGCGACGAGUAACAAGAGGGCAUUUGCGUGGGUUCGCGAGCAGAACCCCGCUGUCCAAUGGGUUCCCAAGGCGCGCUGGGUCGUCGACGGGAAUAUUUGGACGAGCUCUGGUAUCUCCGCCGGUAUUGACUUGAUCUAUGCGUGGAUUGCUGAGGUGUGGGGUGAGGAGACGGCGAGUUUUGUGGCAGAUUGUAGUGAGUAUGAGAGGAACACGGAUCCGGGGAAUGAUCGGUUUGCGGAGAGAUGGGGCGUUCUCUAGGAGCUCGCGGCGAUUGCGGGUUGGGCUGGUUCGAUUGUGUGGGCGGGGUGAAGGGCUGAAACAAGUGGA
Trematosphaeria pertusa is the source of this 937-nucleotide messenger RNA. Its product is annotated as class I glutamine amidotransferase-like protein. The record is from RefSeq and is a predicted model, not a curated record. Bases 197 to 868 code for a protein of 223 amino acids. The transcript has 3 exons. NCBI's taxonomy places the organism in Eukaryota, Fungi, Ascomycota, Dothideomycetes, Pleosporales, Trematosphaeriaceae.